AUGAGUUCAAGAGCAUUGAGGAAAUUGCAGAACGAUGAGGAACUUUUAGAAUCGCUUUUGAAGACAUCUGGUUCGAAGGAGGCCUCGCCAGCGGCCGCUAAGACUGCAACACCGAAAGUUAACAUGUUUGCUCUUAUGAAUGAUGAGGAUGCUGAUGAAUGUUUGGAAGAUGGAGAAGAUGAAAUUGACGGCGAUUCAUGUUAUGACAAGCAGGUUGAGCAAGUAGAGGUCCAGCUGCCUACUAAAUCGCAGAGAAAGAAGAUGAAGAAGAACAAGAAGAGAGGGAAAAAGACGAAUUCUCGGGAGAUUGAGCAAAAUGAUGCCAAAAAUGACAUCGAAGAGAAUGAGUUGGAUGAAAUUAUCCAGCAGUUUCGCAAGAAAGAUGUACAAAAGUAUGGGCUACAGGAUGAAGAAAUUUCAGACGAGUUCCACACAGCAUAUGAAUCUGAAGACGAUGAAAUAGCAAGAGCAGUCACAAUGGGCGACCUUAUAGGCGACAGCGGGUUUUCAAAUUUUCCGAGAAAAGGACUCCGUAGCUACCAGAGAUUCUUCAACGCUGACUUCAAGAAACUUGACCCGCACUACGAAUUCAAACUGUUGUUUGGCGACCUCAGCACGAAGUCGUUGGAAGAUAUCGACUCGAUGACGACCUCUCACGUCUCGCCGCAGCAGCUGAAGCAGCUUCAGCGUAUGAAACGUCUGAUAAAAAACUGGGGCGGGAAAGAUCAUCGCUCAGUGCCCAAUGGACCGGGCUCCAGUGCACACCGUUUACAGUUUACAAAAGUUAGAGAGGAUUGGCUGCCAACUCCAAGAGGUGAACUAGCCUUGAAAGCAUUAACGUUGAAUGACUUACGUGAGUGGCAGAUGUGGCAGAGACCUAGAGAUUGGAAAGAUGUCAUCGAUGAGGACAUCCAGGAAAUGAAGAAAUCCAUUGCAUUCUAUAAAUUUGAGCCCUUGAGUCCUGAUGUGAACAGAAAGGCAAUGACGGAGUUUUAUCUCAGUACGAUCUUGCAUCCAGACCAUGAGGCUUUGAUUCAUCUCAUAUCUUCGAAGUAUCCUUAUCAUGUGCCGGCAUUACUUCAAGUAGCUCUUAUUCUGAUUAGACAGGGGGAUAGGUCAAACACUAAUGGUCUUCUUCAGAGAGCUCUGUUCGUUUUUGACCGUGCUUUGAAGUCUGGAAUCCAGUUCAACUCACUUUCAUGCCAGCUGCCAUACAUCUACUUCUACAACAGACAGUUUUACUUUGCGAUAUUCCGCUAUGUGCUAGCCUUAGCGCAACGAGGAGCGGUUGCAACUGCAAGCGAAUGGUGCAAAGUUCUUUGGUCACUAAGCCCAUUGGAAGAUCCGCUAGGAUGUAGAUACUUCAUUGACCACUACUUACUGCUGAACAACGACUACCAGUAUCUGAUAGACUUAUCGAAAUCCGCGCUAGUUACUUCUUACAAGCAAUGGUGCACACUAGGGUUGGCCUUGAGUGCUGUAUUGAGUUACCUGAGGGUAGGACUCCCGGAAGAAGCUCGCAAGGCUUUAAGAAACUCUUUCAACCUCCAUAUCAACUCCUAUUCCAUGAUGUUCAUUGAAAAGCUAUCUGGGGAUCCCAGUUUGACCGCCGGAGCUGAACUGAAGAUUACUUCUUCGGAAUUAAUUGAGACAAAGGCAUAUAUGGCUAGAUUUGCGACAGUGUGGUCAAAGCCUGAGGAAAUUACUUUUCUACGUGAUGAGAUGGCUUCUCUGUACAAGAUAAUUCGUGAGGGAAAAGCUGAUUUUAUGCAAGUUUCAGUAGCUGAAUGCCAUGACUGUGACGGUGAAAAUCCUUUAUUCAUCAAAGGAAUGCCAGUCAACUUACUUCGAUUUGCCAUUUUAUCUGAAGAGCCUUCAGUGAUGGGCUCAUUACCACCCCAGAUUUGGGAAGACAACGAGGUUUACGAGUUCGAUGUCCUACCGCCAACCCCGACUUCGAAAGAGUCAAUCGAAGUCCUAGAGACAGUCAAGAAUUUCAUAGAAGAGAAAGAAUUAAUCACUCAUGAAAUGGAAAGGAUGCAAGACGAGGAAAUUUUGAAUCAGGUAAGGCAAAUGUCCCUUGAACAAUUCUUAGAGGAGAAUCCCAACGCUGGAGUUGAGUAA
Molecule: messenger RNA, 2124 nt
Organism: Torulaspora globosa
Lineage: Eukaryota; Fungi; Ascomycota; Saccharomycetes; Saccharomycetales; Saccharomycetaceae
Gene: RQC1
Product: Rqc1p
Exons: 1
Coding region: 1-2124 (707 amino acids)
Biological process (GO): rescue of stalled cytosolic ribosome; ribosome-associated ubiquitin-dependent protein catabolic process
Cellular component (GO): RQC complex
Source: RefSeq, a predicted model, not a curated record